CCGAGGGAUCCCCCUACUUAGACAUAGUAUGCCCGGGAACCCUUCCGCCCCCACACUCUUCCUCACAGCACCGGAUAGAUGGCUGACACCGGGACAAACACAGGGAUGAUGGACGAGGCAGCAGCAGCCCGGGACUCUUGCCCUGCAGAUGUUGGAGAUCCAGAGAAACAUGGAGCAGAGAAUGAUUGCAGUGUCCCAUCAUGCAUUAGUGUCUUGGAUAGGCUCAUUAAAACAUGCACUGUGUGGCUGCAGCUGUGCAUGGAUCCAGAUCAAGCAGUGAAUAUUCUAAAAAAACAAGGACCAGGGGUAUUUUUAAUUACCAGAGAUGUGGAGCGGAAGUGUAUGGUGCUCUGGGUACACGUCACCUCUAACAAAGAACAGUCUGAUGUUUUACGCCAUGACAUCAAGGAGGAAAAAACAAUGAUGUAUCUGGAAAGUUCUGUACUGGUGUUUGAAGAUAUCUUUAAACUUGUAUCAUUUUAUUGUGUGAGUAGAGAUGUGCUGCCCUUUCCUCUGAAACUACCACAAGCGAUUGCUGCAGCUAAGACUUACAAAAACCUUGAGUCCUUUUCCAACCUUGGCACAGGUUUUUGGGACUCAACUUUUACAGAUGAAAACAAAUUAACUAUUACAAAGCAACACAGCUGUACCAGCAAUGGAGAUUUGCAAAUUAGGAAGUCCAGCCGUCAUAUGCAAAAUGAAGCCAAAGACUGUACGUGUGAAAUUGAGAUUUCUGUAGGAAGUGGCCGUCUGUGGUUUGUCAGCCCAAUUUUUAUUGAAGAGUGUAGCAAUGUACUGGCUGCUGAGAAGCUUCCUCUUUCAAACUGUGUUGCAAAUUCAGAGAUUAAAACUCACAAAAUUGUUUACAGGCGACCCCCUCCUCCUCCACCACCACCUGUACAAAACCCACCACUGCCCUCAGUUCCUCCCUCUGGUCCUCCACCUAACUAUAAACGUUCUAAUUCCUAUACAUCUCCACUAAAAUCCCCCCAUCCCCUCUCUCCUUCUGCUGCUCCGCCUUCUUCAUGUUUACUUCGUUCCUCUUCUAGUCAACCAUUGACUGGUGCUUCUUUAACAUCACAUGAUCAUUGUGUUACUCAGAUGCCUCCCUCCUCACACACAUCACCUGCUUCACAAACGCCUCCUCUUUCCCAAGUCUCUCACAAUUUUAGCCAGUUAAAAGAGUUGCCCCAUACUUCAGCAGACAUUUGUGUUGAAGUACAACCUCUUGCCCAGUCUUGUGAGGAAAUGAAAAUUAACAGCACAGAAGAAAAAAAAGACAGUGAAGAACAUGCCAUUUGUUCAUUUGGAGAACAAAACAAAAAAUCUGCAAUGUCUGCACCAAUUGUUCCUAAAAGACGUCAGUCAGGAAAGAUUUCAGAAAACAAAGGGAAUAGUGUAAGAAAGAAGGAACAGCUCCAGCAGACAGAAGGGCAGAGUACUCAAAGUGGUAAAUCGAUAACAAAAGGCAAAGCAGAAGCUCACCUGAACCAGGAAUCCAUCAUAAAGAAGGAGACUGAUAUUCCAGUGCAGCAGCUCACUUCACAGGUGAAAAGGAAUAAACCACCUCCUGUACCACCUCCAAGAACAAAGAAGCUUUCUCAUAGGGUUCCACCUGCCCCACCAGCCCAAAACAGUCAUUCUCUUGUUAAAGAUCUCAGUUCUCAGAAACAAGCACGGCUUAGCGAUGUCAAGAAAAAUGGCAGAACUUCCCAAUCAGACUGCUCCAAAUAUAAGGAUUUUGCUAAAAAUAAUGAGAGCUGCACUCAGUUGUCAUCUAAGGAACUUAAGAGAGCAGAUACAUGUCUGAACUCCCCAGCAAGUGGCUUCACUAUUCCAAUAACCAAUCCAGAACAGGAUUCUUUGUCCACAAGCAGUGCUGAGGAGGACCAUGACCAAGAAAAAGUAUCCAGCCCUUCUAUUCGAAAGAAUCAUUCAUUUAUGUUAGAUAAGGCCAAAAACCGGUUGUCGAUUAUAACGAUCACCAAUGUCUUUACUGCUUUCAUGUCUGCUGAAAGAAAGUUGCAAAAAAAGAUCACUGAGCUGGCUCAGUAUAAGGAAUCUUAUUUUGGGAAUCUAGUCCAGGACUAUAAAGCCUACAGCCUGGAGAUGAUGGCCAAACAGAGCUCAAGCACAGAGAUGCUUCAGGAGAUCCGUCUAAUGAUGACCCAGCUUAAAAUGUACUUGUUACAGAGUGCAGAGCUAAAAGCCAUACUUGACUCCACUGUCUACACAGAUGACCAAAUAGAAGCCAUAGUUGAAGCUGCUCUCUGUAAGUGUGUGCUGAAGCCUCUGAAGUCCCCCAUUGAGGGAUUCCUGCGGGAAAUUCACACUAAGGAUGGCUCACUUAGGCUACUAAAUGAUAACAAGAUGGUUAUCAAGGAUAUCACAACCACGGACCUGGGAGUAACCACUAGUGUGCCUGAAAUCAGUGUGAUGGAAAAGAUCACGCAGAAGUUCUCAGUCAUGCACAAAACCUAUUCUCCAGAGAAGAAAGUGGCCCAUCUGCUAAAGACUUGUAAACUAAUUUAUGAUUCAAUGGCUACUGGAAACCCAGGGAAGCUACAUGGAGCAGAUGACUUCCUACCUGUUCUUAUGUACGUGUUGGCUCGAUGUGACCUUACUGAGCUGCUGCUGGAUGUGGAAUACAUGAUGGAGCUAAUGGACCCAGCUUUACAGUUAGGAGAAGGUUCCUAUUAUCUAACAACAACGUAUGGAGCCCUGGAGCACAUAAAGAACUAUGACAAGAUCACAGUGACUCGACAUCUGAGUAUGGAGGUGCAGGACUCCAUCCAUCGCUGGGAACGGAGAAGGACUCUCAGCAAGGCUAGAAUGUCCCAUUCAUCUAUACAGGAUUUCAUCACUAUCUCCUUUGAGGAGAUGGGCUCCAAGAGCAGGACGUUGGUUAUUAAGCCAGACACAAAUGUAGAGCUGCUGCUGCAAGAUUGUGCUGAAAAGUUCCAGGUGCUAGAGCCACAAAACUAUGGAUUGUAUGUACAAGUGAAAGAGCACAGCGUGCGUCUGGCUGAUGACGCCAUGCCCCACCACAUCAAAUCCAACUUGCUCAAGAGUGAUCAAAAGCUGGACCUCCAUUUUCUGUACAAACUAAGCAGCUCCAACGAUAACGGGGUAAAAGAACUGGAUUUCCUUUAGCUCCUGUAUUCCGGUGAAAGUUUGUAGAAGCAAAGCGGCUGCACCCUGAUUUGGCUUUAGGAAACUGCUGUAGAAACACUGCUGGAAUAUAGUAGAAAUGUAAAUAAAAGUGACAUGGAUAACAAAGCAAGCAGACUUUGCUUUAACUCUUCUGCAAAUGUGCCAUACACUGUGCACCCGAGGAAUUUCCUGCUACUUAAGGAUCCAUCUGGAACACAUUAAAAAAAAAUGGUGCCACUCCAGACUAGAGCAUGGAUUCCUUCUCUUCUGAUUAGGCACAGGAAGCUAUUUGUAUUAUAUGUAAAAUCAGGGCAGUGAGAUAUACUGAACUUGUAGAACUGUUUUACUGAACUGUUCCCUGUUGGAAGGGGAAGCAUCACAUUCUGAAAUAAAACUGCAAUUUGCGUACAGUUCUUUUAUGCUAACCCGUGGAAAAUGCACUCCUCAAGAUUGGAAAGCAGCACAUACUGGACAAUAAAAGUAAUAUAAUAGUAUUUAUUGGCUCCACUGUGGAAAAUGUAUCCUGGUUACAGCCAAUAAUAUAUUCUCAUUGACUGGUGUAAUGUCCAUUAUAGGCCGGGGAAGUUUUGUAUGAAUUCAAAGCUUCGUCUUUCAUCAGUUUUGAACCUAACAAGGUAGGUAAAGUAGCCAGAGUUUUGCAAGCUGUACUCCGCCUAGCUUGGAUAGUAAAACAAAUGUGUGAUGUUUUUGAAAUUCUGAAGUUUUAGGGUCUCAGUCCUGACUAUGUUGGGAUUUUAACCAUUGUAACAAUAUCAAACUCCUGCUUAUAAUUUGGAUAGGGAAUUAAGUUAAAUGUGGAAGCUGGUCUGUCUAUAACUUUAUAGCAGGCCUUGAAUUUGGAAAGAAUAGAAUGGAACUCUGUCACUAUGAGCAGCAUUAUUGCAGAUGAAAUAGAACAGCAAGCUAUAUGUGUAAAACACAUCUUUAUACUCGAAAAUAUACACUCUUGCAUCUUUCUGUAAGCCAUAGAGCAUUUACAGUGUGUAUUUGUAAUGUUGUGUUUAACCCUUAUGCUCCAUAGCCUAGAACCAGUCACUGGUACUUCAUGUUUAAACAUUCUACACACAAAUCAUGGCUACCCCAUAAGCAAAGAAUUCAAGCAAGUACAGAGCAUUGGGGCAGAUAAGUUCUCUCUCUCUCUCUCUCUCUCUCUCUCUCUCUCUCUCUCUCCCUUACC
This is a messenger RNA of Xenopus laevis (African clawed frog), 4351 nucleotides long. RefSeq names its product Ras and Rab interactor 3 S homeolog (gene rin3.S). Bases 79 to 3153 code for a protein of 1024 amino acids. Gene Ontology annotation, molecular function: GTPase activator activity; small GTPase binding; guanyl-nucleotide exchange factor activity. Gene Ontology annotation, biological process: signal transduction; vesicle-mediated transport. The record is from RefSeq and is a predicted model, not a curated record. Gene Ontology annotation, cellular component: endocytic vesicle; cytosol; cytoplasm. Lineage: Eukaryota; Metazoa; Chordata; Amphibia; Anura; Pipidae. The transcript has 10 exons.